UAAACCCAACUUCUUCCAUUGUGGUUUCUCAGAACUCAAUCACCAAAAACCAACAACAUGAGUAGCACCAUUCUCAUCACUUUCCUCACAGCCAUUGCUUUUGUGGCUCAACCAUUCCAAAACUACAUCAUCCAGAGGCUGCACAGAAUCUUCAAGCAUUGUGGAUAUGCUGCUGCUGCAGUGAAGGAAAAUGAAGAUCAUGAAAGUGAUUUUUGUUCAGUGUGUCUGAGCCAGAUUUGUAAAGGGGAAAAAAUUAGGUCUCUUCCAGUGUGCAAUCACAGGUACCAUGCUGAUUGUAUUGGUGCUUGGCUCAAGAACCACACCACAUGCCCUCUUUGCAGGAACAAAAUCACUGAUCAUAGCCCCCAAAAGCAUAAACAGGUGAAAAGCUUAGGAGAAUCUCUGUUUCAUCUCAUACAGAGUUUCACAGAUCUGUUGGUAGCUAUUCUCUAUAUGGUGCUUCCAUCAAGCAUCACUCAGAGUUUCCCUCUGGUUCAUUGAUACUUCUCUCGAUUGUAUUAUAAUUUUGUACGUAAUAUAUGUAAUAUAUGCAGAAUGAUGCAAUUGUUAAUAUUUUUUUGAGUUUUUACUUGUUUGGCUCUGGGAACUAUGUUCUGCAUAACUAUGAUUCCUUCAUCACAGAUUUUUAUGAUUAGUACAAAAGUUGGUUAUAACAGAUUUCGAAGUUCCUAAUGUA
Vigna unguiculata (cowpea) is the source of this 697-nucleotide messenger RNA. RefSeq names its product E3 ubiquitin-protein ligase ATL23-like. The record is from RefSeq and is a predicted model, not a curated record. Gene Ontology annotation, biological process: protein ubiquitination. NCBI's taxonomy places the organism in Eukaryota, Viridiplantae, Streptophyta, Magnoliopsida, Fabales, Fabaceae.